AUGAACGGCCAGAAAGUGCUCGACAUACAUACCGACCCCGACCCGGGGGCAGCAGAGACCCCGGAGCAGACGAGUGACAAGCCUAAGAGAUAUGGAUACAAGUAUACCACAUUACGGGGUUACUUUCUGCAAGAUGAUCCUCAAACAAAGGCUCAGACCUUUGAUUUCAUGAAGACGAACUUCGGACUAGUGCAGCGGCCCUACGACUCAGACGAGAGCCUGCCCAACAAGGGCCAGGGCAUGACCCCAUGGCAACGCUUCGAAAACCACGUCACUUCCCUCAACCACGCUGCGAAACAAAAAAGACAUGGUUCCGAACAAGGUAGUCAUGUCCGAUACAAGCUACUCUUCCUCGGCCGGCACGGUAAUGGGUACCACAACAUUGCAGAACGGUACUAUGGUAAUGAGGCAUGGGACUGCCAUUUCUCCGCGCUCGACGGAGACCCAGAUGACAUCAUGGUUUGGUCGGACGCCCAUUUGAGCAAGGAAGGACGCCGGCAAGCAGCUGAAGUGAAUGACUUUUGGAAGGCGCAGAUCAAAGAGGAGAAAAUGAGCCUGCCGCAAGCGUACGUUGUGAGUCCUCUCGAUCGGGCUCUGCAGACCGCGGAGAUUACCUUUCAGGGGUUGGUAGAUAAGUUCCAGCCGACUGUCAUGGAGCGUCUUCGGGAAGGGACAGGCAUACAUACUUGCGACAGACGGAGUACAGUUUCGUAUGUCCGGGGCAGAUAUCCUGAGUACAUAACGACAAAGGACCCGCUGCUUACGGAAACGGAUGAGUUCUGGGACGCGGAUUUGCGAGAGCCCGAUGAUGCGCUAACCGCAAGACUGGGAAAGUUAUUUGAUCAGCUCAUGCAAAGUGGGGAGUUCAGGGAAGCGGAGACGAUCAGUUUUACGAGUCACUCGGGAGCUAUCGGCGCGAUACUGAGAGUCCUUGGCCAUAGGCCGUUCUCGUUGGGGACAGGCUCGGUCAUACCGGUUCUCGUCAAAAUGGAAAGGGUCGAGCUGGAGAAAAGGCAUGGUGGGCAGGCAGAAGGCGGUAAACACGCUGAAGUUGAUGACGAUGCGGACGAUGAUGUUGCUCAAGACGAGGCAAAAGAAGACGAGGAUGGGGACACUCUUGCAGAGACGAUGUCUGUUGCCAAGUCAAAAUGGGGGAGGAUACCGGCAUGCCCGGCUGAUAUGGACCUACAGACUGUCGGUCAAAAGCGCUGGGGUAUGGGAUUGAAAGAAUUCCUGACUGGCGUGGAGGAUGGAACCGUCCAGCUUGAGGAAGUGGCCUUUCGAGGGAGGCAUUGA
Messenger RNA from Exophiala xenobiotica, 1296 nucleotides. RefSeq lists its product as uncharacterized. Gene Ontology annotation, molecular function: phosphatase activity. The transcript has a single exon. Lineage: Eukaryota; Fungi; Ascomycota; Eurotiomycetes; Chaetothyriales; Herpotrichiellaceae. Gene Ontology annotation, cellular component: cytoplasm. Bases 1 to 1296 code for a protein of 431 amino acids. The record is from RefSeq and is a predicted model, not a curated record.